CUCAUGUGAUGUGCCCGGCCGGGUUGCAGUGGAAACAGCCCAAUAAACAAUGGCUCUCCAGGAAUCACGAGGAAGCGUAGCCAAAGAGUACAAAUUUUGCUGAGACCUUUUCCAACCGAGCUAAGAAAGCCUUUCUCCUUCCACUUUUUUAAUCGACUUCAACAGUUGUUAAUCAAGUAGAACCCCUCUAUGCAACAUCAUCGCAGACGUAAUAUAGAGAUCACACGCACUAUCUAUCACAAGCACUUUAUGCAAUCUCAGCCCAACUACGACUUCUAUCCUUCUCUGUCGAGGAGGAUGAGCAACGGCUACGAGCAUCGUCCUACACCUGUUGCUCGGCCCGCUACAGACUCGUUUAACUUUGCUAUGGCUGCGUCUCCUCGAUUCAGUGGGGUUAAUGCAACACCUCAGCCGGUGGAUGCCGCUGCUGACGAGCAAGCUCCGCUCCCGUUCAGCCGUUUUGCCAAUGAACCCUCUCAUCAAGACUGGGAUUGCUAUCCAAUGGUUUUAAGAAAUGUGAGUGUGUGGGCUAGGCUAAGACAAAAAUUGAUGGGGAGGGGACAUGGCGUGGUAAAAGAAAAUUUGUGGACCGCCUACAUUUUCCUGGUAUUGGCCACACACACUAAGCUUGUUUCUUUUUGGCAGGUUCAAAAUUAUGGAUCCCAAGAUAUGCGUGAUCGUUUGUAUGCUAUGGAACAUUCCCUCAACAAUACUUUGUAGCAAGCCCAUGGUUUUUGGCCUUGUGUAGAAAAGGAUGUAGUGAUUUAACGAAAGGAAAAGUUUUCUAUAAACAAUAAAACCAAGAGUUCAACCUCUGAUCGUCUCCUCCCCUUUUUUUA
Molecule: messenger RNA, 839 nt
Organism: Umbelopsis ramanniana AG
Lineage: Eukaryota; Fungi; Mucoromycota; Umbelopsidomycetes; Umbelopsidales; Umbelopsidaceae
Exons: 1
Coding region: 190-720 (176 amino acids)
Source: RefSeq, a predicted model, not a curated record